Phycomyces blakesleeanus NRRL 1555(-) is the source of this 1014-nucleotide messenger RNA. RefSeq lists its product as hypothetical. Lineage: Eukaryota; Fungi; Mucoromycota; Mucoromycetes; Mucorales; Phycomycetaceae. Gene Ontology annotation, biological process: glucose metabolic process. Gene Ontology annotation, molecular function: NADP binding; oxidoreductase activity, acting on the aldehyde or oxo group of donors, NAD or NADP as acceptor; NAD binding. The transcript is spliced from 3 exons. The coding region runs from base 1 to 1014 and encodes 337 amino acids. The record is from RefSeq and is a predicted model, not a curated record.
AUGACUGUUAAAGUUGGAAUUAACGGAUUUGGUCGUAUUGGCCGACUUGUGCUUCGUGCUAGUAUCGAGAAGGAGGGUGUUCAGGUCGUUUCUGUAAAUGACCCAUUUAUCGAUUUAGAGUACAUGGUGUAUAUGUUCAAGUACGAUUCUACUCACGGUAUCUUCAAUGGAACUGUCGAGGCCAAGGAUGGACACCUUGUAGUCAAUGGCCAUAAGAUCAGUGUCCACACUGAGAUGGACCCCACAAAGAUUCCUUGGGGAAAGAACGGUGCUGACUAUGUCAUCGAAUCCACUGGUGUAUUUACAAAGACAGAGAAGGCCAAUGCUCAUUUAGCCGGUGGGGCCAAGAAGGUUAUCAUCACUGCUCCUUCUCCUGAUGCUCCCAUGUUUGUAUGCGGUGUUAACCUAGACGCUUACAAGUCGGAAUACAAGAUUAUUUCCAACGCCUCUUGCACCACUAACUGCUUGGCUCCUCUUGCCAAGGUAAUCAAUGACAAGUUUGGUAUCGUCGAGGGUUUGAUGACUACCGUUCACGCCACCACAGCAACCCAGAAGACAGUUGACGGUCCAUCCCACAAGGAUUGGCGUGCAGGUCGUGGUGCUGGUGCCAACAUUAUUCCCGCUUCAACUGGUGCUGCCAAGGCUGUCGGAAAGGUCAUUCCUGCCUUGAACGGAAAGCUUACUGGUAUGGCCUUCCGUGUACCAACUCCUGAUGUUUCUGUCGUUGAUUUGACAGUCCGCCUCGAGAAGGCUGCCUCUUAUGAUGAGAUCAAGAAGGCUAUCAAGGAUGCUUCGGAAGGUGAACUCAAGGGUAUUCUUGGUUACACUGAGGAUGCCGUCGUUUCUACCGAUUUCUUGGGUGAUAAGCGUUCGUCCAUUUUUGAUGCCAAGGCUGGUAUUUCUCUCAGCUCAAACUUUGUCAAGUUGGUAUCUUGGUACGAUAACGAGGUUGGCUACUCCAACCGUGUUAUCGAUUUGCUUCUUCACGUCGCAAAGGUUGAUGGCAACGCCUAA